Molecule: messenger RNA, 2149 nt
Organism: Ipomoea triloba (trilobed morning glory)
Lineage: Eukaryota; Viridiplantae; Streptophyta; Magnoliopsida; Solanales; Convolvulaceae
Product: probable serine/threonine-protein kinase PIX13
Exons: 7
Coding region: 125-1213 (362 amino acids)
Biological process (GO): protein phosphorylation
Molecular function (GO): ATP binding; protein kinase activity
Source: RefSeq, a predicted model, not a curated record
UUUAUAAAAACAAAUUUAGUUAUAAUUCAAGAACACCCUCUUCGCCGCUCAUGUAGCUGCCUUUAAUUUGAUCACUGUUGGGAAGGAAAGAUGUUGGAAUAGCAGAAGAGUGUGGUGAGAAUAAAUGGGGAAUUGCUUUGGAUACAAGAAAACUGCAGAUUCUGUUAAUCCUAGCACCACUACCCCCCAUACCUCUUCACUCAGGCCUUCUACUCCAGGGACUUCAACAAGCUGGCUUUCAACAGUGGGCAGUGGCAGUACAUCUGCAAAUGGAGAGAUUUUAGCCUCAGCAAAUUUGAAAAUUUACAGUUUUGUUGAUUUGAAGUCUGCUACUAGAAGUUUUAGGCCUGAUUCAGUGCUGGGCACAGGGGGUUUUGGGACAGUGUUUAAAGGAUGGGUUGAUGAGAACACGCUUGCACCGUCUAGAAAUGGCGUUGGAAUUACUGUUGCCAUCAAGAAAAUGAACCCUGAAAGUACACAAGGAUUUGAGGAGUGGCAGUCUGAAGUAAACUUCUUAGGAAGGCUUUCACAUCCUAAUGUGGUUAAGUUAUUGGGGUACUGUUUUGACGAUAACGAACUGCUACUUGUGUAUGAGUUUAUGCAGAAGGGAAGCUUAGAAAACCAUCUUUUCAGAAGAGCUAUGGAACCGCUUUCUUGGAAGAUACGGCUCAAAGUUGCCAUAGGAGCUGCAAAGGCUCUGGCAUUUUUGCACACUUUGCCUAGAAAAGUCAUUUACAGGGACUUCAAGGCCUCCAACAUUCUUCUUGACGGGAAUUACAAUGCAAAAAUCUCGGAUUUUGGCUUAGCUAAACUGGGACCUUCUGCUGGAAAUUCACACAUUACAACCCGAAUAAUGGGCACAUAUGGCUAUGCUGCACCAGAGUACAUUGCAACAGGCCAUCUAUAUGUGGAAAGCGAUGUGUAUGGCUUUGGCGUGGUCCUGCUAGAAAUGUUGACGGGAUUGAGAGCAUUUGAUGCUCAACGACCCUCGGAUCAACAGAACUUGGUGGAAUGGGCAAAACCGAUGCUGUCUCAGAGAAAGAAGCUUAAAACCAUAAUGGAUGCUCGGAUGGAAGGACAGUAUCAUUACAGCGCAGCCUUACAUGCGUCUGAGCUUACGCUCAGAUGCAUAGAUGAAGAACCUAAGAAAAGGCCUUCCAUGAAACAAGUUAUGGAAACAUUGGAACAGAUUGAAGCAAUGAAGAGGCCCUGAGACUAAAUUAUGGCCUUCUAUUACUGAGCUGGUUCAUUUGUGCCUUUUACUUUCAGCAGCCAGGCCCUUGAGCCAUGACACUUCCAGCAGCCAGUUUGUUUGUAUCUGCUGUUUGUCAAGAGCAUGAUUGGUAACAUUGUUCGGUUAAAAGAGAGAGAUGAAAAGUAUGCAGUUAAUAUGAGUAAUGAUGCAGCAGAACCUGCAAAUCAGCGUCUGGGCUGGUGGAGGCGUGGCCUGUUACAGAAAACGCGGCCAUUUGCUUUCACAAAUGCAGCUAUUCCCAUGCUUAUGCCUGCCCAGACCAUUGAAAACAGCAGGUUCCAAGGAUCCUCUCGAACUACGGAAACAAGCACGAAAGCAAGGUGUUAUUUGUUGUUGAUGUUGCAGAUACAUGAGAAAUUGUAUCAGGAUGAAUGCUGCUAUAUUGCUAUAUUUCCAAUCAUGAAAACUCACCUCGCCUUAGUGACAAGAGGGUGAAGAAUAACCCAGUUAUAAUCAGCCCGAAAGCCAGUGGAAAUGACUGCAAUGGAGCAAGAUAAGUGUUAGGUGAAUCUGCAUGAACUGUGGAAGAUCAUGGAAAUAUCAGAAACAGUUGUUUGCUACAUUAUUUCUGGCAGCUGUAGAAGAUGAACCUAAUUAAAUGUCUGCACACUGUGAUGGGUUUCUGAAAACAACAAAUUAGAAGUACUCACAGCAACAGCUUGAAGGCCUGCUCUUUGAGAUGCCUUCAGAGAGUCGCGGGCAACAGAGACAAUGUAAUGUCCUUGCACUAAAUCAAUUGCAUCCUUUGGAGUGGAAAAAAUUGCAAACAUUAUCAGUACCCAGAUUCAUAAAUACAGACCACAAGUGAAAAAGCCAAACAUAUUCUUUAAUGUAUACACUUCUUAACAACUAGAUGUUCAUCUAACUGUAUUUAAAGCUAUAUAGUAGCAGCCA